UUAUAUUUCGUUGUGUGUCUGUGUUUCCCCCCUGAGUUAUGAGACAAGUUCCUGAGGGAGUGUAUUCAGUGUGUGUCUCUCUGUAGUACAGUGUCUCAGAGCAGGGACUCGGUUAAAACUUGCUGAUGUAGCCUACUGUUUGUUCAGUGUGUGUGUGUGGGAUGUGUGGAGAAGACACACUAGAUGAGCUGGGCUUUGUGGGAGGAUGAUGGUAGGGUGUAGCUGACUCAGGUGGACUCCAUGGCCAGUCCUGUGUCGGACACUUGUGUGUGUCGGCGCAACAGUAAACUGGAGACGUUUCUGAAGAGAAACGCUGACCGAGCCGUGCACGAGCGGAUUCAGUACUACGAGGCGUGUGUGGUCGUUUCAGAGCAACUCGACAAGGUGUUCAUGCACGUUGUGCUCACCGACGACUCCAUUUACCUGACUGAGUACCAGCCACGCACACUCCACAGAGCUCUCCACUUCAGCGUCAUCGUGCACAUCGAGCUGAUCAAUGAUCUCCCAGACUUCCUCAGUGGCAAAGUCCAAGAGCAGUCACUCCACAUACGUGUUGUGCAUACACAUGCAAAAGAUGUUGGGAAACAUGGUUCAAGAGACAGGGGGUCUGCCUUGACCAAGCCUCAGUCUGUUGCCACACCCCGUCAACAAGACAACUAUGGACAAAGCUGCUCUCUGGAAGGAAUCAGCAGGGUUCAGCAAGGUCCUGACUGGAGAACGUCUCCAUCCUCGAAUAGAGAUGACGGAGAUGGAUGCAAGGGCAAGAGAAAGAGUAAGAGCUCUGUCCUGGCCAGACUGAAAAAAAGAGCAGCUGGGGAAAGAGAGAAAAAAAUAGAGGAAGAAGAGAAGAAGGAGGCUGAGCUUCAUCUGUAUGCUGUGAUGCUCACGUCACAAAUAUAUGUUCACCUCCAAAGAUCCUGGAACAGUUAUAUCAUGAGAUCCACACUGAUGCUGAGGACAUGCACCGUGUCAUCCCCCGCCUCCUCCAAGAAACACAAACGCAACCUCAGCUGGGAGCGGACAUGUCACCUGUUCAGCCAGCUGAGUGGGGAGCUGUUACAGGACGAGCUCAGCUUGGAGAGUUUGUACCUGCUGCUUCAGGAGCUCUGUACUGCUGCACAUCACAACCCAGCUGUCAAAACACUCUUCUGGAGGUCACCUGAGCUCUAUCCAUUCCUGGUGAAGACGCUGGCUGAAAGCUUGCAGCUCUCUCAGGACAGACUACACACUGCUGACAGACUACUGCUUUCCAUGUUAGUGGUUCAGACCAUAAGCCUGAUGUUUGGUGAGACGGAAAAAGGACCUGCUCGCUUUAGCAUACUAACAUCCAAGCAGGGAAGCAUGACAGCAGCCUUGCUCUUGGCUUUGGUGUGUGAUCCAGUGCUAGAGCCCUACAAUUGCAAUUCUCCAUCUCACACAGAGCUACAGGUCUUACAAGCAGAGUAUCUGGAUGCAGCGUCCGUUCUGCUUUUUGAGGUGGUGAUGUUUUGCCAGGAAACAAGUCGCAUCCCGAAUGCAGGACACUUUCUGACUGUGGCUUGGGUUUUUGAAACACUUAAAGCCCACCCUUCCUUUCUCCUGUUUAUGGGUUAUCAGGCCCAGCGUGUGGUUCUGGCAAUGUCAUAUACGUCUGAGUCUCCCUUGAGCCCAUCUCAGGCUGUCCUCUUAUACCAGCGGUGCCACUUGCUCCUGACCUGCAUGCAGCACAACACCUGCGUGAACACCUACAUUAUUACAGAACUCAAAGAAGAGUUCAGGUAUUAUGUGAGACAGUCAGGGCUAGAGGACAAACUUCCCCCUCACUACCCCAUCAGUAGGCCAGCACGGCAUCUCCUCUCCCAGCUGCUCAGCCUGGUGCUCGGCAAGCCCUGAACUCUGAACCUUUGUUAAUCAUGAGGACUGUUUACAGCCGUCUGUCUCAUACACACAUUUGUACAAAUAUCCUGUAAGCCCUAGAUAAAUUUGUGUUUUUUUUUAAUCUUAUUAACUGAUGAUCAUGGACUCAUAACUGGUGUAUUAUGUACUUGGCCAGUUGUGGGGAAUAGGGAGUAGGGCAAAGUGAUGAUUCAGGGUCCAGUAUACUGUGUGUAGACAGCUAGGGGAACACUUUUAUCACAUGGAUUCUCUGACCAGGAUAAUUGUUGCUGAGAUGAGUGAAGAGCUUUUGUUGUCAUACUGCAACAACAACAAAGUUAAAUGUAGUCUGUAUUUAUAUAGGAUGUGUUUCAGGCCUACUUUAUGUAUAUGAAGGAAAUAUUUACUUUUAAUCAUUUGCUUCCUAUUAUUUGACUCUAUGAACACUUGCUAAAGUUUAUAUUCAUUCACAUAUUGUUUCGUAUUAUACAUGACUGGUUAUACCUAAAAAUAUAUUUUUCAUUUCUUGUGUUUGAGAGCGAACCGGUCAAACCUUUCUGAAGUUAUGUUUCUAUUAAUCUUAGAAAAUUCUUCAAGUAUGCAAUAAACAUCAGAG
This is a messenger RNA of Pangasianodon hypophthalmus (striped catfish), 2470 nucleotides long. RefSeq names its product chromosome 18 C12orf56 homolog (gene c18h12orf56). Bases 241 to 1872 code for a protein of 543 amino acids. The record is from RefSeq and is a predicted model, not a curated record. NCBI's taxonomy places the organism in Eukaryota, Metazoa, Chordata, Actinopteri, Siluriformes, Pangasiidae. The transcript is spliced from 14 exons.